ACUGCAGGGUGAUUUCUGAUUAAACUCACAUAUUAUAAACAUUCCAGGGAUGAGCAUACAAUAGAUAAUUUUGUGUCUAGAUGGAUAUCAUUUAUUCCAUACUGGCAUGAGAAAAGGCAAGGUUCUGUACAUUCAUAUGAACUGUUCUUGAUAUGAUCUUUGAUCUGAAUUGAUAUUUCAGAUUUACUGUAAAAUAUGAAUUCAAAAAACAAGUUAAGCAUUUUAACACUAAUUGUUUUCCCAUUUAUGACUGCUGCAACAAAGAGGCAUCAUCCUUCAGAGCAAGCCAACAGCACCGACUUGGUGACGGAGUUUGUCCUCUUGGGCUUCCCGUCCCUCUCGCCCCUCUUCCGCCUGCUUCUGUGUUCUCUGCUUUCCAUUUGCUAUGCCUUUACCUUGGUGGGAAACCUGUGCAUCAUGUGGACUGUUCUGCGGGACUCCCGCCUCUCCCACCUACCCAUGUACAUCCUCUUGGGGAACUUCUCCGGGCUGGAGAUGUGUUAUGUAAGUGCCACAGCACCCCGUAUGCUCUCAGAUCUGGCCUCCCCACCACCAAGCACCAUCUCCUUCCAUGGCUGCUUCCUCCAGUUCUACUUUUUCUUCUCUAUGGGAACCACAGAGAGCUUCCUUCUCGCUGCCAUGGCCUUGGAUCGGUACUUGGCCAUCUGCCACCCACUGCGUUACCCGAUCCUCAUGUCCCGGAGGUCUUGCUGUAUCCUGGCAGCCUCCUCCUGGGUGUCUGGCUUCCUGUGGUUCCUGGGGCCCAUUGCUUUGAUUUCUCAGCUCCGUUUCUGUGGCUCCAACAUCCUCGACCAUUUCAUCUGCGACCCCGGGCCGCUGCUGGCCUCCUCCUGUACUCCAGCCCCUGGCACGGAAAUAGCCUUCUACAGCCUCAGCUCGACUGCCAUCUUUGGCCCUUUCCUCUUCAUUGUGUGCUCCUACACCACAAUUCUGCGGGUGGUGCUGAGGUUGCCUUCUGCUGCGGGGAGGCAAAAGGCCUUCUCCACUUGCACCUCGCACAUGGCAGUAGUGGGCCUUUUCUACGGCUCCAUCAUGGCCACCUAUGUUGCCCCCGAAGCAUCAGGGGGCAGCAACAAGGUGGUGACCCUCUUCUAUGCCGUGGUGACUCCCUUGCUCAACCCAGUUAUCUACAGCCUGAGGAACAAGGAAAUGAAAGAGGCCUUAAAAAGGACACUAUUACAGGGAAGUUAGAGGCGCUGAUGCGGGGGUGGUUGGUUUGGACCUUGGCAAAAAGAUCUGGGCCCUUCCCCCUAUAGAGGGUCGCUGUUAUUUAUGAAUUUAUUACAUUUCUAUAUCACCUUAUCCAAAGGCUCUGGGCCUUUGUUACUGGCCAAGGUUGAUGUAUUUGAAAAAUGAUGUACUGUGAUGCUAUUUGUAUGGUACUGUAUCUUGUCAGUGGUAUUUUUCAAUAAUUAUAACUGUUUUCUUUCAAUAUUGUAUUAUAAUUUUCAGGCAUUUUUCUGAUUACAGUGGCCAACAUACUGCACAU
Molecule: messenger RNA, 1510 nt
Organism: Hemicordylus capensis (graceful crag lizard)
Lineage: Eukaryota; Metazoa; Chordata; Lepidosauria; Squamata; Cordylidae
Product: olfactory receptor 11G2-like
Exons: 1
Coding region: 196-1212 (338 amino acids)
Biological process (GO): G protein-coupled receptor signaling pathway
Cellular component (GO): membrane
Molecular function (GO): G protein-coupled receptor activity; olfactory receptor activity
Source: RefSeq, a predicted model, not a curated record